AUGAGCGCCGUCCUCGUCCUCGUUGAGGGGAUCCAGCACCUCUCCAUCUUCUACGUUAGUAAGACAAUGCUCCCGUUUGAAUCAAGAUAUCUGCCGCUAGAAAAACUAGGACAUGGCGCAGGGCUAAGGGUCGUGCUGACAUCCCCGGAUGGGUUGACCAUUGAGCAUGCGAUCACACUUGAGUUCCCCGCUUCUAACAAUGAGGCGGAAUAUGAAACCCUCCUCGCCGGAUUGAAGAGCGCUUUGAGAAUAAAGGCAUUAGAGCUUGUGGUAUUCAGCGACUCCAAGCUAGUGGUCAAUCAGGUCUCCGGGGAGUAUGAGGCCAGGGAUGAAAAGAUGGCUAAGUAUCAAGCAUUGCCGAGCAUUGAGAAACCAGGGAUGCCCGAAAUACUCUGCGCCGACUUGGGACCAUCCUGGAUAGAUCCAAUCAUCACAUUCCUGAAGAAUGGAAUUCUACCCACCCAAAAGAAGGAGGCCAACAAGGCAGAUCUUUGGCUUACCGAGCAAUUUCCCAGGGUUAUUGGUGGCCAUGCAUACAGGCGGACGCGCAGAAAUAUGUUUGCAGAUGUGAAAAAUGUCAAAAAUUUGCUCACCAAAUCCACCAACCGGCUAGAGAGUUGCUCCCCCUUUACAAGUCCUUGGCCAUUUGCGCUUUGGGUGCUAGAUAUUAUAGAACUGCUUCCAACAGCUCUGGGCAACCACAAGUUUUUCAUCACUACUACCGACUACUUUACUAAGUGGGUAGAGGCCGAACCGUUGGCCACCAUUAAGGAAAAAGAUGUAAAGAAGUUCAUUUGGCAAAAUGUUAUCACUCGCUUCGGUAUCCUAAAGGCCCUCAUUUUGGAUAAUGGAACUCAGUUCGAUGGGAAACUCUUUCGCGAAUUUUGUGAGGAGUUAAAGAUUGAGUUUUACAACUCUACACUGGCCUACCCUCAGUCAAAUGGUCAAGCAGAAGCUUCAAACAAAACCAUCUUGGACGGGCUAAAGAAGCGACUGAAGAAGGCCAAAGGGAAGUGGGCUGAGGAACUCCCCAAUGUGCUUUGGUCUUACUGCACUACACCAAGGUACUUAACUGGGGAAACUCCAUUUGCUUUGGCUUACGGCAUGAAGGCAGUCAUACUAUUGGAAAUCGACAUGCCCACCAUCCGAUCUAAAAGUUUUCAGUCGAACUUGAACAAUGAUGCUGUAGCUUUGGAACUUGACCUAGCUGAAGAAAGAAGGGAACAAGCUCUAAUCCAUAUAGCAACUUACCAACAAGAGCUCUCCAGGAAAUACAACAAGACCGUGCAUCCUAGGCUAUUUAAGGUCGGAGAUUGGGUCUUGAGGAAGGCAAUGGGCAACACAGUGAUCCCUAGCGAAGGCAAAUUAGGAGCAAAUUGGGAGGGGCCAUACAAGAUAAGUGGCCUUAUAGGCAAAAGAGCAUACCACCUAGAAGACUUAGAUGGUAAAGCUAUCCCCUAA
Camellia sinensis is the source of this 1461-nucleotide messenger RNA. The record is from RefSeq and is a predicted model, not a curated record. Lineage: Eukaryota; Viridiplantae; Streptophyta; Magnoliopsida; Ericales; Theaceae.